Paramecium tetraurelia is the source of this 1886-nucleotide messenger RNA. RefSeq lists its product as uncharacterized. NCBI's taxonomy places the organism in Eukaryota, Ciliophora, Oligohymenophorea, Peniculida, Parameciidae. The transcript has 3 exons. The record is from RefSeq and is a predicted model, not a curated record.
AUGAAAAAUUCCCUGACUAAAUUUUAUACUUUAAACUCAUUUUCACAAGAUAAAAGCUAUACCUUUGUGAAAUUGCGAAAAGAGUAAUUAUAAGAGGAAAUCAUUAGAAUCAAUGAUGAAACAGAAUUUGAAGAUUUUGCUGAAUUCAAGUCAUUAAAUUAAAACGAAACCAUAAUCUCAAUCAAAUACACUGUUGAUCAAUUCUAUGACCCUUUUUAAUAGUAAGAGAUAAAAGUGGAACAUUAUGUCUAAGAAUUGAUUUACAAUGUACGUCGAAAAUACCCCUACAUUACAGUGUUGGAAAAGCGAAUAUCUCAAUCCGCAUAGUUGCAGUGCCAAAUUUAACUUUACAAUCAGAAACACAAGAUUGUGUUGUUCAACAAACCAUUUACAAAUACCUAACAUAUCUUGGAACUAUUGAAACUCUACAUAGAGAGAGGAACAAUCAACAUUAAAUUCAUCUGUCACAAUUAGGACAUAAUUGCUUUGGGGGGUCAAUUGAAUAAUUUGUUUGAAGAUGCUUUUAUCACAAUCUCAUAGAAGGAUAAAUUGCAAAUCAAUGAUAAGUCACAUAUCCCUGCCAAAUUGAUUACAAUAAACAAGAAGCUUACAUCUAACUUUAUUAAUUUCAAAGAUCUCCCCUUAAAUAACGAUUAUGUAGUGGAUGUGUAAGGAAAGCAUUUUAAAUAUGUGCAUCAAGAAGUAAAUUUCAAAGAGAAUGUCAUUGAGUUGGAAAGGAAUGACAUCAUCUAGGCCAAAUAUAAAUUGAUUCAUCAAGGGAAAUUGGUAGAAGCCGAUAAGUUCCUGGUUAAUGGCAUGCCUAUCAUUUUUAAUGGCGAAUAUAGGUUUUGGACAAAACCGUAGAUGGAAUAUAUUGUUAAUAUCGAGAAAUUAGAUUUCUAUCCUAAACAGCAAAUGUUAAUAACAAAAGGUCUGGGAGAGUAUAGAUAGGAGAUUGAGAUGAUUAAAAUAUAGAAAACUAUUCUGAGAAUUACUAGUAAGAAUAUUAUAGAUUCAUCCAUACUUGACAGUGUAGAUAUAAGUAUAGAUGGUAAGUUUGUUGGAUAGACAAAUAAAAAUGGUACCAUAGUAAUUUAGAAUCUUGAUUUGAGAAGCUUCGUAAUCAAAGCAUCGAAAAAGGGGUUUCUCACAAUGCCUUUACAAUUUGACAUAUCUGCAAAUAACAUUGGCUAAAGUCUAUUAAUUGAGAUGUUUCCUGAUUAUUUUAGUUUAAUGAAUUAGUUCCACAUUUUGGUAGUCAAACCUAAGAGUGCAAAGAAUUUAUCACUCUAAUUAAUUGAUUUAGACGAGUAAAAUAAAAGCAAUAUCCAAUAAAAGAUAGUUCCAUAUAGCAAUGGCAAUAUAGUAAACUACGGAAUACAUAUUGGUAAUUUCGAUGUGUUCGACAAACAGAAGAAUAUCUAUCAAUUGUUCAUCAAGGAUUCUAAGGAAGUCUUGCCACGAUGCAGAUAGAGCAGCUAAAACUUAAAUAAGAAAUCAUAACAUGUUAAUUCAUCGCCAGUAAAUCAAAUGAAAACUAGAAUAAAUAAUCAGAAUUCUGAUUUAAAGACAGAGAGAGGGUUAAAUCAAAAUAAGAAAUCUACUCCGAAUCUAGAGGUUGAGCACUUACACAUCUACUUAUCUUUUGGAAUGGAUAUAGUGUGUUCUCAAAUUUUUGAGGUUGAAAAAUUCGCCUCAAAAGUUUAUGCAACGAUAAAUUUGCACAGAAGAGUUGUUGAGUUAGAUGGUAAGGCUUAUAGCUGCAAGAAACAGACGUCUUAAUAAAAAACAAAUAAAAGAAGUAACACUGGAAAUAUUCUAUAAUUAUUAACAAAUCAAAUAUGAUUACUUUGUUAUAUGCAUUAUUUUAAUAUAAAUAAAAUCUA